AUGAAACUUUUUAAUCCUAAAUGUAAAGCUAAACAUUACAUCUGUUCACAAAUAAUUAAAUAUGAUUCAGAAAUAUGUGCAAAAAUAACUGACGAUAAAAAUAAAAAUUACGAAUUAUGGCCUUGUCCAUUUGGUUUUUAGUGUAAUACAUAAAGCUUUACUGAUUAAACAAAAUAAGCAUAUUGUGAAAAAGUUCCAGAUUCAGAUUUAAUUUAUCCAAAUGAGCUAUGUUCUGAAGAUUUAGAAUGCAAUUCAAAGAAAUGUUCAGGUGGAAUAUGCAUAGGAAAAAAAGAAGGAUAAGAUUGUAUUAAAAAUAUUGAUUGUGAUGCAGGAUUAUAUUGCUUUUUAAAAAAAUGUAAAAAAUAACUAUAAUUUGGAGAAGAAUGUCAAUAAGAUGAAGAUUGUUAAAAUAAUUGUGUUUGUAAUGUAAAAAAAUGUAUGUAUUAUUAUUCUUUAGAUAAUUAAAUAGAAGCUGAUAAUGAGAAGGCAUGUGCUUCAGGAUAUAUAAAAGAUAAUAAAUGUUAAAAAGGCCUUUAGUCUAAAGAUAUUAUAAGGCCAAAGCCUUGCUAAUAAGAUUUAGAUUGUGAAUUAGUAGAUGAUAAAGGAAAAGUUUAAGGAUAUUCAGAAUGUUAAUGUGGUUAUAAUCCUGGGAGUUUUUCUUAUUGCAAAGUGGCAGAAGGAGAUCCUGAAUAUUUAGAUAUGUUGAAUAAAUUUUAAUUUAUUCUAUAUACAAAUUUUAAUUGCCAUACAAGUUUAAGAUAUGGGCCUUGCAAACAUAUAUAUGAUGAUGAAUAUAAUGAUUAUCAUGCCGCUUUAUAAAAAUAUUAAUAAUUUAAUAGCAAAUAUAAACCCAGAGCAAUAAAAUUAAUUAGAAUAAUAAAUGGAUGA
Molecule: messenger RNA, 888 nt
Organism: Ichthyophthirius multifiliis
Lineage: Eukaryota; Ciliophora; Oligohymenophorea; Hymenostomatida
Exons: 6
Source: RefSeq, a predicted model, not a curated record